This is a messenger RNA of Aureobasidium uvarum, 3303 nucleotides long. NCBI's taxonomy places the organism in Eukaryota, Fungi, Ascomycota, Dothideomycetes, Dothideales, Saccotheciaceae. The record is from the annotation of a GenBank genome assembly.
CCGGUCGAGAAGCAACCUAUCUUGAACCUCGGCAACGCCACACGACAGGGGGUUAUCUUCCAAACACAUACGGGAGAUCGACACCUGGAUGAGCAUUUGGGAUACAUCAGAAAAGUGAAAUGGGCUUCGACAUCCCUUGGACCACUGAAAUCAUGGCCUCAAGAUUUGACACAACUCUGCCAUAUCUGCUUGCUGGAUCCUCAACCGCGUCUUCUUAUUCUUGGAUCUGAUCGUGUGCUGUUCUAUAAUGAAGCCUACGCGGAGAUGUGCGGCAACAAGCAUCCAGACGCCCUGGGUCAAACCGUUUUCGAAGCUUGGGGUGAUGUGGCUAUGGACGCAAUCACCACACCUCUGGCUACAGCAGAAACUACGGGACGACGAGUUGAGCUUAGGGAUCAACCAUUGGUGUACGAACGGAAUGGCUGCCUCGAAGAAGUCUAUCUCUCAUGGACGGUCAUACCAUUGCUUGGAUCAACUCCUGGGUUCUAUGUUUCACUAACAGAUGUGACAGAGACAACACUAGCAGAGAAGAGGCGAGCUGCCCUCCGAGCACUCAAUACUGCUUGGGACGUUGUCAAGGAUCCUUGCAAGUUCUGGCAAAGUAUUCCGAAAAGUCUGGCUAUGGACCCAUCUCUGUUCCCUUUCGCAUUUCUCUACGUUGCAGGUUCGAGUACAGGCUCAGAAGGUUCUAUCGACACUUCCCCGGAACCAAUUCAUGAAAUGCGAUUCAAGCUUGAAGGGGCUGUUGGAAACCCGACGAUAACCUCGACAUUACCAGAAGAGCUAGGAUUCGACCAAUUUGCCUCAGUCUCGGAUCUGAAGGAUCCGACCCCAAUCNNUCGACAGAACGAGGCUCCUGAUUUCAUGCGGUCAUUGUUGACCCAAGACUGCAUUCUGGUUCCGACUCGUUCGAACCGAUCGAAAAAAAUCAUUGCAUAUCUCUUCCUUGGAACAGACCCAAAGAGACCUUACAACGAGACAUAUCGAGAAUGGAUUCAUGAGUUUUCAAGGUGCUUGGGUAAUGCCGUGACGGACGUUCUCCUAUCCGAGGAAGAAAAACGCAAGCAACACUACCGGGCCGUACAGGCUGCCAGAGAACAACAUCUUCUAGCCACCGCACUCGCAACUCGUGACAGAGAGGCGGUAGCCGUGACCGAUCAAUUCCAACGUACACUCAAGGUUGUGGACAUGGCUGGCGUUGGCAUCUUUGAGUACGAUCUUGAAGGUCGGCUAAUCUACGCCAAUGAGGCUUACAAGGCCAUAACCCACUGUCCACCCAAAAGCAUUCAUGGAGACAAGCUGGUGUUCCUAGACAUGAUAUACCCAGAAGAUGCCGAGUAUAUCAUGUCAAAAUGGAACUGCGCCGCUGGAGGCAAGUCUUGUACGUUUGAAAUGAGGUUCAAAACNCCCGACGGUCAUGGUGUCUGGGUUCUUGCAGCCGUUGUUCCAGUUUUUGAAGAUGGGGUCAUCACAAGUGUAUCUGGAUGUACCACAAACAUCCACGAUACCAAGUUGAGAGAGACAGAGUCCGUACAGCGACUGCAAGCACUCGAAAGAGCCAAGUCGUGGGAGCGGCGUUUUGCGAAUUUUGCCGAAAUGGCUCCUAUUGCCAUCUACUUCGGGACACAGGGUUAUCACCAACUUUCUUACUGCAAUCACGCAUGGUUUGUGAUGACUGGGCAUCCAGUUGUGCCCUUUGAGAAGAUCAAUUGGGCAAGCAUAAUUUACGAGGAGGAUAUUGAACUCGUCAGGAGCCAUUGGACCCGUGUGUUUGACACCGAAAAGCCUGCAAACGUGCAAUUCAGACUGAGACGAAGCUGGGUUGAUGGGAAUGGAGUGACUAUAGGUCCUGUAUGGGUUACUGCGUCUGCACUGCCUGAAUACAAGGAAGACGGAACUGUUAAAGGCAUCAUUGGCACCAUGUUAGAUAUCUCGGCACUCAAAUUCGCAGAGACGGUGCAGCAGAUGAAGGUACAGGAAGCCAUGGAAGCAAAACGCCAAUCUUCGAACUUUAUCGACAUGACAUCGCAGNNUAAGAACCCUCUCGGUGCAGUCUUCCACUGUUCUGAUGCCGUGCAAGAAACUCUGGCCGAGAUGACAGUCCUCGCAAAUCGGUUGGCCACCACCACAGAGUCCAAGUUUGGCGAACAGCUGCGUGAAUUAAUUGCAAGCGGAGUUGAUUCUAUCAACACAAUCAUGUCCUGUUCGCAACAUCAGAAGAGAAUCGUGGACGACAUCCUCGUACUCUCAAAACUCGACUCCAAUCUCCUCCAGAUCACACCCUCAGCCGUCCAAGUAACAACCCUCCUACACGACGUGGANAAAAUGUUCGAAGCCGAAUCCCAACGAAGCGACGUCCAACUCGAAACCCAAGCCCACGCCUCACUGAACCAAUUAAACGUAAACUACGCAAUGUUAGACCCAGGCCGCGUGCAACAAGUCCUCAUCAACCUCCUUACCAACGCUAUCAAAUUUUGCAAAAAGAAGAGUCAGCGCAAAGUCACCAUUCGCGUUGGAGCUUCCAAGAUACGACCUUCGGAAAACGUGCUGCCGGAUAUCGAUUUUGUGGCUGCGCAUAGUCUGCAUGAUUGUGCGUAUGAUGAUCCAGAGUUUGAGGAUAGGGGCUUCUAUCUUUGGUUUAGUGUCGAGGAUACGGGGAGGGGAAUGUCUGCGGAUGAGAAGAGUCGUAUUUUUGCGAGGUUCACUCAGGGUUCUCCUCGUACGGAAUCCGAGUAUGGAGGCUCGGGGUUGGGAUUGUUCAUCUCGCGUGAGCUUGCGGAAUUGCAAGGUGGAGAGAUAGAAGCACCCGUCACAGCCACAUUGCACAACGACCUAACCCUGCAACAGGGAAACCAAGCAGACACACAAGCUCAAGCAACCAACAAAUCAGACAUCCACAUUCUCAUCGUCGAAGACAACGUGGUAAAUCAAAAACUGCUGCGCCAACAACUCACCAAACACGGUUUCAGCGUCUCCACAGCCGACAAUGGUUUGGAAAGUCUCUCGGCCCUUCAGAAGACAAAGCUUUAUCGCUCCAACACUUCGGCCGCUGCGCCUUCACCAUCGGUGAUUUUGAUGGAUAUAGAAAUGCCACUUAUGGAUGGUUUGCAAGCAACCAGGGAGAUCAGAAAGUGGGAGAGGGAAGGCACACUAAGCGGACAUGUACCCAUCAUCGCGGUCUCGGCGAAUGCGAGACAAGAACAGAGGGAUGGUGCCAUGGAGGCAGGCAUGGACGAUAGCAUCAGCAAGCCAUUCAGGAUUGCAGAUUUGGUGCCCAAGAUCGAGAGGUUGGCUGGUUGGACC